AACAAAGAAACGCUGUUUAGUUAUUAGAAGGUGAAAAGCGAGAAGAGGGUUGGGGUUUAGGGUUUUUGUUAGAAUAAGAGAAUGAAGAAAGCAAAAAUUAGCAAGCGCAAGACACCUCAUCAACCCACCAAUGUUUCUUCUUCAAAGCGCCCAAAAACGUUAUCUUUCCUUGAAAAGAUGCGAGCAAGGUUAUCAGGCGGCCAUUUCAGGAUGCUUAAUGAAAAGCUCUAUACUUGCACUGGUGAAGAGGCACUUAACUAUUUCGAGCAAGACCCGUCCCUCUUUAAUAUGUAUCAUGCAGGAUAUCAAGAACAGAUGUCAAAUUGGCCUGAGCAGCCAGUAAACAUUAUCAUUAGUUGGCUUAAAGAUCGCAGUUCUUCGUUAGUUGUCGCUGACUUUGGAUGUGGAGAUGCUCGCCUUGCAAAAAAUGUGAAGAAUAAAGUUCACUCAUUUGAUCUUGUAUCCACUGAUCCUUCAGUAAUUGCUUGUGACAUGUCAAAUACACCUCUCGAGGCUUCAUCUAUAGAUGUUGCUGUCUUUUGCCUUUCAUUGAUGGGAACAAACUUUCCAAGUUACCUUCAGGAAGCGCACAGUGUACUCAAGCCAAGUGGUUGGCUAUUGAUAGCAGAAGUGAAGAGCAGAUUUGAUCCAAUCAAUGGAGGAGCAGACCCAAAUAAGUUCUCAAAAGCCGUGACUGAUCUUGGAUUUACCUUGAAGCUCAAGGAUUUUUCGAAUAAAAUGUUUAUAUUGUUCUACUUCCAGAAGAAGGAGAACCAAGAUUCAAAGAAGAAAGAGAUUGCAUGGCCUGAGUUGAAACCUUGUCUGUACAAACGCCGGUGAUACUACCCGAAAAAUGGUAUUGUUCUUAUGUUACAGGAGACAGUUCAGAUGUUAUUUGUAACGAAUACUAUUAUACCAUUCAUAUAGAUCAGUUUCAACAUGAUUGGAUAAAUGAUUUUUAAAUUAUCAGUACGAUGCAAAUUCUGAAUA
This is a messenger RNA of Mercurialis annua (annual mercury), 990 nucleotides long. Its product is annotated as ribosomal RNA-processing protein 8. Bases 82 to 840 code for a protein of 252 amino acids. The transcript has 9 exons. Gene Ontology annotation, cellular component: nucleolus. Gene Ontology annotation, molecular function: methyltransferase activity. NCBI's taxonomy places the organism in Eukaryota, Viridiplantae, Streptophyta, Magnoliopsida, Malpighiales, Euphorbiaceae. The record is from RefSeq and is a predicted model, not a curated record.